GAGUAGCUCUGUGCCAGGGACACGGACACAAGCAAUCCCUAGAAUUUUGAAUGGGGCAGUGCCAAUUUGAACGUGUCCAAGCUACUUUUUUAGAAAUGCAGCUCAUUUUCUUAGACAGAGGGACCAGGCUCCAACCUCUCCUGCCAAACUGUCCACUUCGCCACCGAAAAGCAACAAAGGUAGCGCUUGGCAAGAAUGGAUUCCCUCAGCACAGCAAACACUGAAUUUUGCCUUGAUGUGUUCAAAGAGCUGAACAGUAACAAUGCAGGAGACAACAUCUUCUUUUCCCCGCUGAGUCUGCUUUAUGCUCUAAGUAUGAUCCUCCUUGGAGCCAGAGGAAACAGCGCGAGGCAGAUGGAAAAGGUGCUUCAUUUUAAUCAUAUUGAAGAAUCUUUAGGACCAGAAUUCAAGGACUCAGCUAAGUGCAGCCAAACUGGAAAGAUUCAUUCAGAGUUUGGAGUUCUGUUCUCUCAGAUCAACCGGCCAGACUCUAACUACACCCUCAGCAUCGCCAGCAGACUCUACGGGACCAAGGCGAUGGCGUUCCACCAGCAAUACUUACACUGUUCUGAGAAACUGUAUCAAGCCAGGCUGCAAACGGUUGACUUUGAACGGUCUGCAGAGGAAACGAGGAAGGCUAUUAAUGCUUGGGUUGAAAAUAAAACUAACGGAAAAGUCACUAACCUCUUUGGAAAGGGCACGAUUGACCCUUCUUGUGUCAUGGUCCUGGUGAAUGCCAUAUAUUUCAAGGGACAAUGGCGAAACAAAUUCCAGGAAAGAGAGACGAUGAAAACUCCCUUUCAGCUAAGUCAGGGUAAAAGCGUAACUGUGGAAAUGAUGUCUCAAACUGGAAUGUUCAAAUUGGCCUUCAUCAAAAAGCCACAGAUGCAAGUCCUUGAGCUGCCCUAUGUUAACAACACGCUAAGCAUGAUUAUUCUGCUUCCAGUGGGCACGGCUGAUCUACAGCAGGUAGAAGAGCAGCUGAACGCGAAUACGUUCUCCAAGUGGACCAGUCCCUCUAACUUGGUGGAGCAGGAGGUUGAAGUGCACCUCCCCCGAUUCAAGCUGGACGUCAAGUAUGAGCUCAACUCGCUGUUGAAAUCUCUUGGGAUGACCGACAUCUUCAGCCAGGUCAAAGCUGAUCUUUCUGGAAUAUCACCAGCCGAGGGCCUCUUUGUAUCAAAAAUCAUCCACAAGUCGUACGUGGAUGUCAACGAGGAGGGCACGGAGGCUGCUGCGGCCACGGGGGUCGUCCUGGUCGUGAAAAGACUCCCCAUCCGAGCUCAGUUCAUGGCUAACCACCCCUUCCUGUUCUUCAUAAGGCACAUCCAGACCAACAUGAUUCUCUUCUGUGGCAAGCUGGCGUCUCCCUGAGCAGCGGGGCUGAGCCAGGCUCAGAGUCACAGAAGAGGCGCAGGGACAAACCCCUUCCUGAAAGCAGUUCAUACGUCAUACACCCCCGUGCCUCCGUUUGCUCCUCUGCAAAAUGGGGCUAAGCUCUCUCCCAGCUUACUCCAUGAGUUGGUGAAGCCCUAAAUUGAUGCUAAUCCCAGAAGAAGGGAUGUUUCCAAAAAAGCCUCCUUUGCUCUCUUUUCUUUGGGGCCUCAUUUAAGUGUUGUCUGGCUGAGCAAGUCAGUGAGAAAAGUCUUAAACAAUGAGCUUUUCUUGACUUGGAUAAAUCAGUGAGCUCUUGAAUCAGUUACCACUUUACCUUCUGAAAACCAAAUGAAGGGCUUCAAUUUUGGUUGGGUUUUAAAAUCUGUUAUUUUCCCUGCGUGUAUACAUCUAACACUGUGAAUUCUAAUAAAUACGUGGAAUGCCUUCAGUACUUUGAGGGUUUUCCAUACUCGGCAGCAAUUAACUACUUAACGAAAGGAGACUGUGGACAAGGGAACGUCUACUCAGUGAGCAUUUUAGUGGAAUCUCUGGCCAAAAUCUUUUGGGGCUUUAAGUUGAAUUAAU
Molecule: messenger RNA, 1962 nt
Organism: Vicugna pacos (alpaca)
Lineage: Eukaryota; Metazoa; Chordata; Mammalia; Artiodactyla; Camelidae
Product: serpin B11
Biological process (GO): negative regulation of endopeptidase activity
Molecular function (GO): serine-type endopeptidase inhibitor activity
Source: RefSeq, a predicted model, not a curated record